GGGUGUGUUACAAAUCAAACAUUCGCGAUGAAACUCGCUACAAGUUUAUUGCUGCUGGUGGCAGGAUUUGCCUGCCUGAUCCACGUCAGUGUGGGAGGUGUGGUCGGUGUGCCCACCGAUCUCUUGGAAAACCUGAAGAUCGCUGACGACCUGCCCGAAGCACCCCCAGUAGUGGAGGAAGAAAUCUUCGAACGCAAUGUAGUCGUUGAUGUCCUCCCCGAAGGCCGUGCCAACGAAUGCCAGAUUACUAUUCGCACUGGUUUGAGUGAGCCCCAACCUGUCUUCCUGAAGACAAAUGCCGCUGAAUUCUAUCCCUACUCCAACACCGGUGUCAUGCAAGUUCAUGCUGGCGGUACCUUGCAAAUGUUCUGCCCUGGAGAAUUCAAAGUCAAGGCCACCAAACUGAUCACCGCCACAUGUGUUAGCGGCACCACCUUCAAGGUCGAUGGCACUAGCUACGCCUUCUCCGAAUUGGUCUGCAAAUCCUGGCCCGGCUUCGUUGCCAAAAAGAAGGGCACCACCUGCAACGGUGGUAUUUUGGUGGGCGUUGGCUUUGAAGUUUCCUCCACCCGCUUCGUCGAACAAAUGGAAAUCUGCUACAACGAACAAGAAGAAGUCACCCGUUAUGUGCGCCACACAUUGGGCCCUGCCAGCAACUACUACCAGACUGGCGUUGACCGCAUCACCUUCCAAACCGCUGGAUUCUUCAAUGGUAAGAAUGUCGACAAGCUCUACACCCAAGCCACCCAACUCGAAACCAUCAACGCUGAAUUGGGCGGCAAUGCUGGCAAAUACUUCGACAGCUCCAAGAACAUUUACUUGGCCCGCGGACACAUGGGAGCCAAGGCUGACUUCAUGUACGGUACUCAGCAACGCGCCACUUUCCUGUUCAUCAAUGCUGCUCCUCAGUGGCAAGUUUUCAAUGCCGGUAACUGGGCCCGUGUUGAGGACGGUGUCCGUGCCUGGGUGAGCAAAAACUCCAAGACUGUAAACUGCUACACCGGCGUCUAUGGUGUCACUACCCUGCCCAACAAGAACGGUGUUCAGACUCCAUUGUAUUUGGCCCAUGACUCCAACAACAAUGGUCUCAUCCCCGUACCCAAACUGUAUUUCCGAGUUGUCAUUGAACCCGCCACCAAGAAGGGUAUCGUCUUCGUUGGCGUCAACAACCCUCACUUGACGUUGGAGCAAAUUAAGAAGGACUACAUCAUCUGUACCGACGUCAGUUCCAAGGUCAACUACAUCAGCUGGAAGAAGGACGACAUCACCGCUGGCUACUCGUAUGCCUGUGAAGUUGCCGAUUUCUUGAAGACUGUCAAGCAUUUGCCAGCUCUCACCGCCACCGGUGGUCUUCUUGUCUAAAUCGUCAUCAGUCUGAUCUGAAGUCAGUGUGACAAUUCAAUGACGAAUAAAAACAUUUGAGAAAUCAA
Molecule: messenger RNA, 1430 nt
Organism: Musca domestica (house fly)
Lineage: Eukaryota; Metazoa; Arthropoda; Insecta; Diptera; Muscidae
Exons: 3
Coding region: 28-1362 (444 amino acids)
Biological process (GO): apoptotic DNA fragmentation
Cellular component (GO): nucleus; mitochondrial inner membrane
Molecular function (GO): nucleic acid binding; single-stranded DNA endonuclease activity; RNA endonuclease activity
Source: RefSeq, a predicted model, not a curated record